GUGGGAAGUAAACAACAUGGCGCAUGUUUACGGUUGGACUUAGUCCAAGUUUGUCGGACUCUUGGCGAUCUUUACCGCCGGUUCACAGCCGAAAUGUCGGGAUUUAGCUAGUCAUCUUUCUCACAAAGGUUCAGAGCCUGGAUUCAGUAAAAUGGCGCUGGGUGACCACAAGGCAGAGUCCGAGACGCAGGAGAAUGGCCACGUGAAUGGCGAGCUGUCCCCAGGCCCGAACAACUUCUCCGUCCCUCCGCGUGAGCGGCCCAUGGUCCACCGCGCCGCAGACGCGCCCCUGUGUGAGAGAUGUCGGGACUUGGAGCUGACGUUUUUUGACCCAGACUGCCCUGGGUGUCAGCUGCUCCUACAGGACAUGGAUCUGUCCAUCAGCCAGAUAUUCGCCAUCAUCAGACAGUGGGUGCCGCAGGUGCAGCGCAGGAUAGAUGUACUUGGAGAGGAGAUCUUGAGAAGAGGUGCUCAUGUGAAUGACCGUGAUGGGUUGACAGACAUGACACUACUCCAGUACGCCUGCAAGGCAGGUGCAACCGGCAUCGGCAGUGUGGAAGCAGCGACAAGACUGGCGGAACAUGUGAUCUCCAAGGGCGCAGACGUCAGAAUCCGAUCCAGAUGGACCAACAUGGCCGCCCUCCACUACGCAGCGUACUUCGAUGUGGCUGUGCUGAUCAGUAUGCUGUUAAAAGCAUCUGGUGGGAGAGAUGUAGAUAACUUAUGUCGAGAGUAUGACAACGGGACCCCUCUGCACAUCGCCACCACAAACCUCUGCUUCGAGGCUGCUCGCUGCCUCCUCCAACACGGCGCUGACCCAACGAUAAAGGACGGCGCCGGCCGCACGCCGCUAGAAUGCAUCCCUGACACAUCCGGCCUGGACGCCACGUCGGAAACCGCCAUCGUUGCCACAAAAAUGCGAAUCCUGCUGAAGGAUGCAGAGCCGCUGACCUCGCAGAAAAAUGCCCCUCAGUACGACAUGCCAAGCUACGAGACCGUCUCAGGGAAGGUGUUGCUGUCAUCACGGGGACUGAAACUGGGGGAGCGAGUCAUCAUCGGGGGUGUAAAGAUGGGUACUCUCCGGUUCUGCGGCACCACAGAGUUUGCGUCAGGUGUUUGGGCGGGGAUCGAGCUAGAUGAGCCUGAAGGGAAAAAUGACGGCAGCAUCGGCGGGAUCUACUACUUCAAAUGUGCUCCUAAACACGGUAUUUUUGCCCCCCUGUCCAAGAUCACCAAGUCUAACUCCCCUGCCACCACCCCCCGGGGCAGUCGUCCCUCCACCCCCCAGCGUCGCCGGCUCUCCGCACCCAAGAUGGACUUCUCACACGUCACCGCAAGGGUAGAAACAGGACUUCGGAAGAGGUCAUCUAGCAUGACCUCUGAACCGGGAGAGUUGGAGGUCGGAGAUCGGGUCAUCGUGGCAGGUCAAAGGACAGGGGUCAUCAGGUUCAGUGGGAAGACAGACUUUGCCCCAGGCUGGUGGUACGGUGUUGAGUUAGACAAACCCCGUGGGAAGAACGACGGCUCGGUGUCAGGAGUACGGUACUUCAGCUGUGAGCCCAUGAAGGGGGUGUUCGCACCGCCCUCCAGAGUCACAAGAGCCACUCCCUCUCGUAUGGGGUCCAUGGAGUCUUUGUCAAGUGUGGGGAGUGAGAUUUCGUCCGUCCACCGCACGGCCAGCAGCGCGUCAUACAGCGGCCGCAGCCCGAGAAGAGACCGAGCCCUCCUACAGCGCAGUGCCAAGGCCACCCCCUUCAAGAGAUCCCUGAGCGGCUCGGGUCCUGUGGACUUUGCCCUGACGGAGGGGAUGACUGUGCUGGUCACGAAUAUUAAUGAGCUGGGAACCAUCCGCUACAUCGGACCAGCCGACUUCGCCGAGGGGGUGUGGUUGGGAGUGGAGCUCAGAGCACCAAAAGGUAAAAAUGACGGCUCUGUGAAGGGAACACGAUACUUCAACUGCAGAGCGAACUACGGGCUGCUCGUCCGGCCGAGCCGCGUGACGUGUCGCGGAAUCAACGGCAGCAAGCUGCUGGGUGGAAGAGACCAAAAGGGCUUUGGUCCAGGGGUGAGCAUCAACCACCGCCAGAGUGCAGAGAACUCCUCCUCCUUCAUACAAUAGACUAGUCCUCGUGUAUCCCAUAAGCCACCUUGUUCAGGGGGGUUGAAGAUAAGAAACUGUACAAACUGUGGGGUGAUUAUUAGAUAGUCUCACUGUCCUACAGCAUACAUUGUAGUUUAAUAUUAUUAUCUUGUCAAAUCGUACUGUAAAAUGCCUAAAAUUUUUCCCAAGUCUUACGAGAAUCUAUGGUUUCCAAACCAAUGUAGGAAAACAAUGCAGUAGUCAAUACCUGUUGUUGUUUAGAUAAGACACGAUGGCAAUCUUCUCCGCCUACCUCAAGUCUUUUUACAGGGAAACAUUUAAAUUUGUUGGUUUCUGGCAGGAAGCAGUGGCUUAUGGGAUACAUUGUGGCUGGCCCAUUGUGUCCAAUGACUGAACAUCGAACCUUUCAACUCCAGUCCUGUUUUAUAAGAUUGACAACUGGAGUAAAAGAAGUCCAA
Molecule: messenger RNA, 2559 nt
Organism: Branchiostoma belcheri (Belcher's lancelet)
Lineage: Eukaryota; Metazoa; Chordata; Leptocardii; Amphioxiformes; Branchiostomatidae
Product: CAP-Gly domain-containing linker protein 3-like
Exons: 13
Coding region: 152-2119 (655 amino acids)
Biological process (GO): cytoplasmic microtubule organization
Cellular component (GO): microtubule plus-end; cytoplasm; nucleus
Molecular function (GO): microtubule plus-end binding
Source: RefSeq, a predicted model, not a curated record